Malassezia vespertilionis is the source of this 1791-nucleotide messenger RNA. RefSeq lists its product as uncharacterized. Gene Ontology annotation, molecular function: 5'-flap endonuclease activity. The transcript has a single exon. Lineage: Eukaryota; Fungi; Basidiomycota; Malasseziomycetes; Malasseziales; Malasseziaceae. The record is from RefSeq and is a predicted model, not a curated record. The coding region runs from base 1 to 1791 and encodes 596 amino acids.
AUGGGCGUCCCUGGCCUCUGGCAGGAGCUCGCAGGUGCAGCUAUCAAUCGCACCUUGGCAGAAAUAGCUUGGGAUGCGUGGUCGAAAGAGCGUGUACAAGACCGUCAAUUCCUGCGGCUCGGUAUUGACGCAAGUUUAUGGCUCUUUCACGCGCGCAAAUCGCGCGGGGGAAAAAACCCUGCGCUGCGCGCGCUCUUCUUCCGGCUCGCACGCCUGCUAGCGCUUCCUAUCACGCCCGUGUUUGUGCUAGAUGGCAAGGAGAGGCCGAGAAUAAAGCGUGAUACGCUUGUACACACGGGCGCGCAUGUAAUACAGACGCAGUUUUGUGAAAUGCUCCGAGGCUUUGGGUUUGCAUACUGGGAGGCGCCUGGCGAAGCCGAAGCGGAGCUUGCAUGGAUGGAUAUGCAGGGCCUUUUAGACGCUGUACUGACUGACGACGUGGAUGCACUGCUUUUCGGAGCAAAGAUUGUCGUGCGCCACGGCGCUUGGAAUCCUAUAGUGCGCGACACGCUGGACGAGGAGGAGGCAAUGGAAACAGCAGCCGUGUACGACACAUCGCGCGGUGCAUGGAAGUUAGACUGCGAUGGCAUGGUGCUAAUUGCGCUUCUCUCCGGCGCGGACUAUGAUACACAAGGUCUAUUUAAUUGUGGCGUCAAGACAGCAGUAGGGCUCGCGAAGGCCGGAUUCGGGACGCGUCUGGUGACAGCAUACAAAAAGUCGUAUCCCGGCGGCAGCGGUGUAAACCGAAGUGAGCCUGCAUGGGAUUUAUUUCUUUCUACAUGGACGGCGGAUAUGCGCAGUGAAUUGAGAAACAAUGCCAGCGGGCACUUGGGGCGACGCAUGCCUAAACUUGCAGUGGAUAUGCCACCGGACUUUAUGCGCUCAGCAGCGUCGCGCAAGCUGCUCAGCACGUACAUUUGGCCGCGCACCUCAGAGUGUGUACCCGCCAGCGUUGCACAACUACGCAACUUGGCAUCUGUGCUUCCCGUGACUCCAUUGCAUCGCUUGGCACCCAUCACGCACAAGCUGUUCCAAUGGACAAAAGAGGCCGUGGCGCAGCGGUUUGUUCGGCUCGUAUAUUCAGGUCUUGUUUUUCGCGCAUUGCACACGUCCAUGGAACAAGAGUGCGAAAACGCAGCGCCCCAUACCCCUCAAAAACGGCGCUCCCCACGCUCGCCGCGUUCUCCUGUGAGCCAAAUCACGGAUUAUUUCAGCACUAUUAAGGCCCACUCUCCCAGCAAAGCACCCUCGACAUGUAUUGUACAUGCUCACGCUUUGCGCCCAGCGCGGUGUGGUGCAGAAAUUCGUGUAUCGUACACAACGGCGUCCUUUGCAGAGCAGGUAGGCAAAGGCUUGGGAACGCAGGUUGAGCCGGAAACAGUGCGUACAUGGCUCCCUGUCCAGCUGCUCACAGCGCAAGGUUCGCACGAGCGAGCAUUAUGCCAUGAAGUGGAGCGGCAACACAAAGCCCGUAAGCAAGGAUCGCCAACAAAGAAGCAACGUGCGGCAGACCAAACGCCACUCACGUCUUUUUUUGCAGUACAGCCCGCCUCAUCCGCAGCGCGCACAAUCCUUCGAGCCAUGCGAACGCAUGUCGAGAAGCGCAUGCAUGUUACCCCGCAGCGCCCAGCUCAAGGCGAUGUCUUUUCGGGGCCAGACGACAGCGUGGAGCUGGUGGGGAUUGAAUGGGCAAAACCAGCUGCAGACAUUGUGGUAGACACGUCCAACUCGUCAGUUGAACUGGAAUCGCCACGCGCCGUCACGGCGCGGAUAUGUAAAAACCCCAUGUAG